Messenger RNA from Closterium sp. Naga37s-1, 603 nucleotides. Lineage: Eukaryota; Viridiplantae; Streptophyta; Zygnematophyceae; Desmidiales; Closteriaceae. The record is from the annotation of a GenBank genome assembly.
AUGUUCGGCUCUCAAACCCCUCUAUGCAUCUUCGACUCAAAAGUCCCUUUAUUUGCCCCCCAAACCCCUCUAUGCAUCUGUUCCCAAACCCCUCACCACUUUUCCUUUUCCCCUUUCCUCCUCUAUGACCCCCCUCUUCCUGCGUCCAAACUCCUCUCCCACUUCCUCCCCCCACCUCUUCGCCAGGUGGUGACUGAGGAUAACGGCACCGUUUUUGGCGGCUUCUCAUCUCAAGCGCUUGUAGCCUCCAAUCGCAGAAAGUACCAGGGAUCCAGUGACGUCUUUGUGUUCACCACCACUGCAGGGGAGCCCACGGUCUACAAGGUCACAGCGGCGAACCGUUACUUCAUCCUGUGUCUGAAUGAAGCCCUCUCUUUUGGAGGUGGCGGCCACUUCGCCCUGUGCCUGCAGGAGGACCUUCUGACAGGCUCAAGCGGUGCGUGUGAGACAUUCUGCAGUCCCUGCCUCUCUAAGUCCGAGGACUUCAAGAUCAAGCAUGUGGAGGUGAGGCAAGGAGAGCAUGUGGAAUUGAGGAGUGCACGAGAGGGUGAGCAUGUGGAGGUGAGGGUGGGAGAGCAUGUGGAGGUGAGGGUGAGGAGGUGA